AUGCAAUUCCUAAGACGACUUCUGUGGUCGGGAUCUCGCCUUCCACCAUCAGUAACUCGAUACAGGAAACUUGCCUCAGCCGGGACCAAGACCUCGGGAAUUGCCAUGGCGGCUUACGCUUGCACAGUCGCGGCACAGCCCGUUUCUGACAAAGUGUCAGGGAAGAACGCCAAAGACCAUCACAUCAAAAAUAAGCAUGGGGAGACGAUUAGGUUCCAAAAUCCCUGUUCAUCACACGUGUUCCCGCCAUUAACGGUAUUUGUGCCAAUGGUGGUAAAAACCUUACUUGGCAUAGAGAAGAUGCCCGCCCCAAAGCUGGCAGACAACCUCGUGCCCGUGGUGAAACCUCAAUUCCUACCGACACGCACAGAGUGUUCCCAGCUCCGAGCUACGUGGCUUGGCCACGCAUGUUACUAUGUUGAGUAUCCGUCAGGACUGCGGGUAUUGUUUGAUCCUGUGUUUGAGGACUGCUGUGCACCUGUAAACAUCCAGCGCUUCAAGAGGUACACAGAGCGGCCGUGUGACAUAGCUGACAUCCCUUACGUCGAUGCCGUCGUCAUCAGUCAUUCUCAUUAUGACCAUUUGUCGUAUCCUUCUGUGAAGGAGAUCCAGAAACACCAUCCCGAAGCACAUUUUUUCGUGGGCCUGGGACUGGAGAAAUGGUUCAAGUCGAGUGGUAUCGACAAAGUGACGGAGAUGGAUUGGUGGGACGAAGCAGAGGUCACAUUCACCCCCAAUCAAUCAAAGGAAACAAACACACAGCUUGAACCAAUCAAAGCCAAAAUCUCGUGUCUCCCUUGCCAGCACUCAUCCGGCAGGAAUGGACUCGAUAGGGACCGAACCCUCUGGGCCUCAUGGGGAAUCAAGUCUGCGGACAAGACAGUCUGGUUUGGUGGCGAUACGGGCUACCGCACAGUUCCCAAGGUCGCCGAGGGUAUUGAUGACUGGGGCCCGGAGUUUUUGAAUUUGCCCGUGUGUCCUCAGUUCCGGGAGAUCGGAGAACAUCUCGGCUCGGUUGACCUAGGACUUAUCCCUAUUGGCGCCUACAGCCCACGGCAUAUUUUCUCACACAUGCACGCAAAUCCGUUUGACUCUGUCGAAAUCUUUCGCGAUACUAAUUGCAAAAGGGCCAUGGGCAUUCACUGGGGUACCUGGGUGCUAACUUCGGAGCACCCCUUGGAACCUCCUAAGCUGCUCAAAGAGGCGUUGAAAAGGAAAGGCCUCCCUGAGACAGGGUUAUUUGACGUCUGUGAUAUAGGCGAGAGCCGCGAGUUCUGA
Messenger RNA from Xylaria bambusicola, 1278 nucleotides. RefSeq names its product NAPE-hydrolyzing phospholipase D. The transcript has 4 exons. Gene Ontology annotation, biological process: N-acylphosphatidylethanolamine metabolic process; N-acylethanolamine metabolic process. The record is from RefSeq and is a predicted model, not a curated record. Gene Ontology annotation, molecular function: zinc ion binding; N-acylphosphatidylethanolamine-specific phospholipase D activity. Bases 1 to 1278 code for a protein of 425 amino acids. Gene Ontology annotation, cellular component: cytoplasm; membrane-bounded organelle. Lineage: Eukaryota; Fungi; Ascomycota; Sordariomycetes; Xylariales; Xylariaceae.